AUGACUGCAGAAGCAGAGGAGGGGACCCCGGAGCUCCAGAUCCCCCUGCAACCGCGGGCCGUCGUGUUCACAUCGUCACCUUCCUCAGUGUUUAUGUACAGAAAGCCGGAUAGAAUCGACGAAGGCCUAUACCUCGGGAGCCUCAACUCCGCCUCAAACAGAGAAGCGCUGCUUGAGCUGGGCAUAAAGAGCAUUGUGACUGUAGCGAACGACACGGGUGCGCCUCCGUUCCCCGACACCUUCUCAUACACGAUGGUGCACGUGGCUGAUGCCAUGCACGUGGACUUAGCUGCUCAUUUCGAGGGGUGCUUUGAAGCCAUUGAGGAGGGCAGGAGAGCGGGAGGAGUUCUGGUGCACUGUCUAGCAGGCAUGUCGCGCAGUGCAACAAUAGUGAUUGCAUAUAUGAUGAAGACCAAGGGGUGGGACCUUAGAACAGCCCUAUCCCAUGUGCGGCAGUGCCGACCAAUAGUGCAGCCCAACAUUGGGUUUUUGCGGCAAUUACAGGAAUACGAAGUGACGUUGAAACAUACUGGGAAGCAUAAAGGCAUGUUUGCAAGAUGGUUUUCAUAG
Molecule: messenger RNA, 570 nt
Organism: Closterium sp. Yama58-4
Lineage: Eukaryota; Viridiplantae; Streptophyta; Zygnematophyceae; Desmidiales; Closteriaceae
Source: the annotation of a GenBank genome assembly